Messenger RNA from Aspergillus ibericus CBS 121593, 1430 nucleotides. RefSeq names its product putative ATP binding protein. Lineage: Eukaryota; Fungi; Ascomycota; Eurotiomycetes; Eurotiales; Aspergillaceae. The transcript is spliced from 2 exons. The record is from RefSeq and is a predicted model, not a curated record. Bases 118 to 1311 code for a protein of 397 amino acids. Gene Ontology annotation, molecular function: GTPase activity.
CGCCAUCUUCAUUGCCGUCCCCUCCAUCCUGUCAGAGCUGGGUUGGAACUUUCUACCUCCUUGGAUCGCAUAUAUAUCACCUCACUAUCCGAUACCUUUACUCUCGCUUGGAUCACCAUGGCGCAAGCACCCGUGGCCGUCGUCUGCGUCGGCAUGGCCGGCUCCGGAAAGACCACCUUCAUGCAGAGAAUCAACUCGCAUCUUCAUUCAAAGAAGACAGUCCCCUACGUGAUCAACCUCGAUCCCGCCGUCUACUCCGUUCCCUUCGAGAGCAACAUUGACAUCCGCGACUCGAUCAACUACAGAGAGGUCAUGAAGCAAUACAACCUCGGCCCCAACGGCGGUAUCCUGACUUCCCUCAACCUGUUCGCUACGAAAGUCGAUCAAAUCAUCUCCUUGUUGGAAAAGCGCACCGCCCCGAACCCGAGCAACCCUUCCGCCAAGCCCAUCGAGCACAUCCUCGUUGACACCCCCGGACAGAUUGAGGUCUUCGUGUGGAGCGCGUCUGGAAGCAUUCUACUCGAAACCAUGGCCUCCUCCUUCCCCACCGUUAUCGCCUAUGUCAUUGAUACCCCUCGGACUACCUCCACAAGCACCUUCAUGAGCAAUAUGCUGUACGCCUGCAGUAUCUUGUACAAGACCAAGCUACCGAUGAUCCUCGUAUUCAACAAAACCGAUGUGCAGGAUGCUGAAUUCGCCAAGGAGUGGAUGUCCGAUUUUGAUGCGUUCCAGCAGGCGCUUCGGGAAGAAGAGGAGUCGGGUGCGUUUGGCACGGAAGGCGGAGCAGGUGGCUUUGGUGCUGGAAGCGGAUACAUGGGCUCGCUUCUCAACAGCAUGAGUUUGAUGCUCGAGGAGUUUUACCGCCAUCUGAACGUCGUCGGAGUGAGCUCCAUGACGGGUGAUGGCAUUGAUGAAUUUUUUGGGGCCGUGGAGGAGAAGCGCCAGGAGUUCGAGCGCGACUACAAGCCUGAGCUGGAGCGCAAGAAGAAGGAGCGCGAAGAGACCAAGGCAGCCCAACGGGAGCUGGAACUGGGCAAGCUGAUGAAGGAUAUGAACGUUUCGGGUUCUAGCCGAAGCAAGCGCACUGAAGCCGAGACUGUCAGCGAGGCCGAGGAAGAGGAGGAAGAUGCUGCCCGCAGAGACGAUGACGAUGACGAUUCCGACGAUGGAUACGGCGCUGUUCCCCCGGCUGGCAGCAACGAAGGGCUCACACAGCGGUACAAGGAGGCGCUGGAAGGCCAGAGCAGUACUCCUUCCGAUGCGGACAACAGCUUCGCGAGGUAUUUGCGCGCAAGCAGCAUCAACCAGUGAUGAGCUUCGGAGAUAUGCAUUGAUCUUACUUCAAAUUGGUGUUUAUGAAGGCGUUGAAUUGGUCCUCAUUGAUAUAUCCCUGAAUAAAUGAUUAGACAAAUAUAAUCGCUGAUUCAAGC